GUCAUUCACUUUAUUUCCUCUUAAAUAGGGGUGGGUGACUGUGGCAGAAAACUAACCGGUCAGUUUAAACCCGAAGAAGACGAAGAAUCAGCAGAAGUGAACUCAUACUGAGCAAAGAUGAAAGCUUUUUGUGUCGCUGUUCUUGUGCUGAAUUUCAUUUCUGUGUGCCAGCCUGCAUCAGUGGCCUGUGAGAGGUAUCUAAAAACAGCAGAUAGUGAUCAAGAUCUGACUGGGAAAUGGUACGUUAUAGCCAUGUCCUCAAACAGCUGCUGGGCUACUGCAUUCAGUGUCCUGCCUUUCAGUACCUCUGUGGACAUUGCGGCAAUGGAAAAAGCAAACAUCUAUGAAGCCACCUUUUCAGUGAAAAUGUUUGGGCAGUGUAAAAAUUUAACUGCAAAACUUCACUACGGGAACAGCACCGUAACUGAGAUUGACAGCACAGGUGCCAAAAGGGAUAAUGUAAUGAUACUUCUUCAAAGGAGGUGCCAUGAUUGUAUCGUUAUGAAGUCGGAUGGCUACAUUGAGAUUCUUGUGCUUUUAAGUAAGCGAACGUCCAUCACUGCUGAUGAGAUGGAGGCAUUUGAGAUACAAGCAGAUUGUCGUUACUUGUACAAACCACAGAUCUUUGGUUCUGAUCAUGACUAUGAGAACUGCACAGUUGAUGAUGGCAAGACUGAAUAUGCUUCUUCAGAAAUUCCCGAUAUGCAACAAGCAGUGCUAAACAUGUUCUCACAGGUCUUCACAUGUGUACAAGACAGAGUUUUGUAUUACCCCCGUGCUGCCUUCCAGUGGGUGCAGACAACAUGGAGUAAUUUGUGGUGAAUGUAGAGAAACACACUAUAAUAAAUAUAUGCUUAUUUCAAUCAUGUGUACUUGAAACAGUGCUGUCUUUAGUUUAAAGAUUUGAAGAGAGUGUAGAAUGAAUAAUAAAUACUACAGUUUACUGAUGACCAAUAUUUGAAUAUUAAUUCAAAAUAUCAUUAUAAUGCAGUUGUAUCUGUCCUUCACCUCUCAACUACUAUUCAUCCAACUUGUUGAGGUCCAGAGUAAGGGCAGUGUCUAUUUUAAGGAUGCUCUAAAGUGUUGUGAUCCAAUUUUUUCCAUCACAUUUCUGUUGCUAUUAAACAUUUAUGAAAUUCA
This is a messenger RNA of Oreochromis aureus, 1140 nucleotides long. RefSeq lists its product as uncharacterized. The transcript has 6 exons. The record is from RefSeq and is a predicted model, not a curated record. The coding region runs from base 118 to 822 and encodes 234 amino acids. Lineage: Eukaryota; Metazoa; Chordata; Actinopteri; Cichliformes; Cichlidae.